This is a messenger RNA of Penicillium atrosanguineum, 984 nucleotides long. RefSeq lists its product as uncharacterized. The transcript has a single exon. The record is from RefSeq and is a predicted model, not a curated record. NCBI's taxonomy places the organism in Eukaryota, Fungi, Ascomycota, Eurotiomycetes, Eurotiales, Aspergillaceae. Bases 1 to 984 code for a protein of 327 amino acids.
AUGGCCCAGAACACCAAAAUCAUCGUCAUCACCGGUGCAACGGGAACUCAAGGCUCCUCAGUCGCCCGAACCUUUCUCGCUCUCCCCAACUGGCACGUUCGCUGCAUUACGCGCAAUCCUUCUGGCGCUGCAGCCCAAGCCCUCGCUUCUGCCGGUGCGGAAAUUGUCCAAGCGGACCUUUCUGAUCUCCCGUCUCUGCGUCGCGGUUUCACCAAUGCUCACGCUAUCUUCCUGAACACGGAUUUCUGGGCGCCGUAUGUUGCCUCGAAAGAUAGCACUCAAGCCUAUCAGGUUGAGCUUCUGCAUGGACGCAACGCUGCCCUCGCUGCAGCGGACAUCCCUUCCCUUGAACGAUUUGUUUAUUCCACCCUCGCGCCGAUCAAGAAACACUCCAGAGGAAAGUAUUCGCAUUCCUACCACUGGGAUGCCAAAGCAGAUGUUGCGCAGAACAUCUUGACUGAGACUCCGCAAUUAGCCAAGAAGACAUCGUUCGUUGUCAUCGGGGCGUAUGCCAUAAACCCUCUGUUUAUGCCGAAAAUCACCCCCACGGGAGGCUACUUAUUCGCAAUCCCAGGCCGGAGGGCCUUGAAGAUUCCAGUCAUCGAUACCCAAGGCUCUACAGGUCAUUUUGUACGCGCAUUGAUCGAGGACGAACCUGCUGGGACCCGACUGCUGGCAUAUGAUAGUUAUAUUUCCAUGGAGGAAAUUGUGGAAGUAUGGAAGAAGGUGACUGGGCACAAUAUUGAGGUGGUUGAGAUGAAUGCGGAGACGAUGCGUCGGGAAUUUGGUAUUCCUUUGGAGGUGUUGGAUGCGCCGUGGUUUAUCGAUGAAUUUGGGUAUACCGGAGGUAUUGAGGGAGUUAUUGACCAUGAGGGACUAAAGGUGAAGGUCCAGACUAAAUCGUUUGAGGAAUGGCUGGAGAAACAAGAUUGGAGGGAAAUGUUGGCGGGAGGAAAGGAGCAGCUGGCGAGUGUUUCAGACUGA